AUAUCUCAGCUGGGGCAUUGUUGUUAAACAAAUUCAUUUCCGUUCGAGAUGGUGCACACUUUACGUGAAAUAACUAACAUUUGUCGGCUUUGUUUGUGCGAAGAGCUGGACAUCCUAGUUCCUGCCAAGAAUGUAUUUGAUUCUUUGCUUACCUCGGAGGAUGUGGAACAUUUUACCAGCAUACAGAUCCCAACCGAUGACAACGUACCAUACGUGAUCUGCACCGAUUGUAGAAAUGGUUUAAGAAAAUCAGUUGCCUUUCGGAAGUCUUGCGUGCGCAACGAUCGAAUCUAUCAGCAAAUGUUCUCACAAUUCAUAGCCGAGACUAGGCACGAAACGGAUCGAAAGCUACCGCCUGCCACUGUUCACCUCAAAUCGGAAGAUGAUUUCGACGAAUGCGAGCAUGAAUUUCUCGAUGAAAUUGAAAAUGUAAACUGCGAUGAUACUGGUUUAAUUCUUGCUAGCACUGAGCAGUACGUUUCUUGUGAUGAAGAGCUGAUUGAGUUGGACAAUCGUCACGAUGUUAGUGAUACCGUUCUAGUGACACCGGCAGCCGUAAACGUUCGUGCCGGUAGGGGCAAAAGGCUCAUAUGCCCGAAAGCAAACAAAGCGAGCGAAAGGUCCAAGACGCUACGGCUAACGAAGCAGGCUGCCACUCCCAAAGCAUAUUCACAAGAACAGCCGUUCGUUCUGGAUUGGCCAUAUUUAACGAAACAGCUUUGCGACCUCUGUGGCCAGAUGGUUACCAACUUGAAGCGCCACUUGCUGAGCCACACCAAAGAAGCGAUGUACGCCUGUCCACACUGCUCCAUGAAAAUGACCGAUGGCUCCAAUCUCGUGCGGCACAUCAAUGCGGUGCACAUGAAAACGAUCGUCAAGACGUGCGAUGCAUGCGGCCAAGGGUUUACGCAUUACAACACCUACAACUCGCACAUGCGCACCAAACACGGUAUCGGGGAGAAAUUUAAGUGCAAACUUUGCCCGAAAAUAUUCAACCACAAGGGCAGCUUGAGGGAGCACAUCAGCCGAAUGCACACCUAUGAAAGUAAAUACGAGUGCAAGCUGUGCAGCAAACGGUUUAAGACCAGACGGGCGUUGAACAUACACGGCAGGGUACAUUCGGACAAUCAGCCGUACGCAUGCAGCUACUGCCCGAAGCGGUUCAAGAGUGGGUACGCUCGUAAUACGCAUCAGCUCACGCACACCGGUAUCACGUUCUCCUGCGAGCUUUGCCGAAAGUCCUAUCGGUACAAAUCCUUGCUCAAUAUACACAUGCGAAAACACCACCCGGAGGCAGUGAUCAAAUCGGAAAAUGCAGACGAAGGUGGUGCAGAUGAAGGAAUUGUAUAGAUAGACAAAUCAACAAUGCGGUGUAUUAAAAUCGUUUAACAGUAAAAAGUAUGUUAAAACUAACAGACAACAAA
Anopheles gambiae (African malaria mosquito) is the source of this 1424-nucleotide messenger RNA. RefSeq names its product zinc finger protein 791-like. Lineage: Eukaryota; Metazoa; Arthropoda; Insecta; Diptera; Culicidae. The transcript is spliced from 4 exons. The record is from RefSeq and is a predicted model, not a curated record. Gene Ontology annotation, molecular function: zinc ion binding; chromatin insulator sequence binding. Gene Ontology annotation, biological process: regulation of transcription by RNA polymerase II. Gene Ontology annotation, cellular component: chromosome; nucleus. Bases 49 to 1350 code for a protein of 433 amino acids.